UCACUAAUGUGUAUAAAUAUUGCCUUAAAUUUGAAUAGCCUUACUACGCGACUGCCAAGAACUGGAGAAACUAUCACUGGACAUAAAUUUUUCAUUGGUUUUGGUGGGAAAGGAGCCAAUCAGUGUGUCCAGUCUGCUCGACUUGGGGCCAAGACCUCACUGAUCUGCAAGGUUGGAAAGGAUUCCUUUGGCAAUGAUUAUAUUGAAAAUUUGAAGAAGAAUGGUAUUUCUACAGCAUUUGUAGGUCAGACUGCAGAUGCUGCUACUGGAACUGCUUCAAUAAUUGUCAACAGUGAAGGGCAAAAUAUUAUUGUCAUAGUCCCAGGAGCCAACCUGCUUUUAAAUUUUGAAGACCUGAAGAUGGCUUCUCAUGUCAUCUGUAAAGCCAAAGUGGUUGUUUGCCAGCUAGAAAUAACCCCUGCUGUGUCUCUGGAAGCACUGAAAAUGGCACGUGCCAGUGGAGUAAAGACUUUAUUUAAUCCAGCUCCAGCCCUUGCUGACCUAGAUCCACAAUUUUAUACCCAUUCUGAUAUCUUCUGCUGCAAUGAAACUGAGGCAGAAAUUUUAACGGGCAUCCCAGUUGGCAACCUUGAAGAUGCUGAAAAGGUGGGACGCAUGCUGUUAGAAAGAGGGUGUAAGCUCGUAAUUGUUACUCUUGGAGCAGAAGGCUGCAUGAUGAUAUCAGUGGAAGAACCCAUUCCAAAGCACGUUCCUGCUGGGAAGGUCAGGGCUGUGGACACUACGUUCAUUAAAAUCCUGGAGAUUUUGCCAUCUGGUGCAUUCCAUAUCUGA
Merops nubicus (carmine bee-eater) is the source of this 792-nucleotide messenger RNA. It is a transcript of the gene RBKS, whose product is annotated as ribokinase. The transcript has 7 exons. The annotation marks the transcript as partial. Gene Ontology annotation, molecular function: ribokinase activity. Gene Ontology annotation, biological process: D-ribose metabolic process. NCBI's taxonomy places the organism in Eukaryota, Metazoa, Chordata, Aves, Coraciiformes, Meropidae. The record is from RefSeq and is a predicted model, not a curated record.